GCGGAAGUAUAACGAAUACUUGUUGCACAUCUACCUUCGACGAAAAUUGUUCUUUUAAAUUUUAGCUUCUCUUUGGUUCUUCAAUAUUUAUCUGAUUAAAUGAUUAAUUAAAAUAAUUAAUAAUAAUAGUAAUAAGUAAUACAAAUAAAUUUCUAAUAUCUUAUUCGAGAAAUGAAUUAUUUCCAAAUGAUAAUUUCAAAUAAUAACGCAAAGUAAGAAAUAACAUUUGUUCGUUAACAUAAUAGACAUCUUAAUUAUUAUAAAUUAUUUGGUCUUAACACAACUCAAAAUUUAAAUAUUUCAUCAGAUAAUUGGCUUGCAUGAUCAUUAAUAAUAACAAGAAAAGAAAACAGUCAUUGAACUUUACCUGAUGGGCGAAAGAGCAGUAUUUGUUAACAAACAGACACAAAUGAAUAAAAUUUAAAAUAUGGCUUCAGAAUAUAAACAGUACAGUAGAAGUAAAUACUGUCGAUGAUAAAUAUAAAUAAGAAGUUUGUAGUUUUAGAACAGAUUUAUUUUCAUAAAUUUUCGAACUAAAGGCCAUCUUAUUAUAUAUAUAGUUCACAAAACUUUCUUUUGAAUCGAUUAUUACUUUCAAUAUUUCUCUAUUUUUCUUUUUUUAAGUUUUAAGAAACAAAAAAAAUUUUCAAUUCUAUUAAUAAAUUCACCUCUUAGUGUAAUAAUUUAGAAAAAAUCCUAAUUUCAUUAAUGUAAUUCUAAGAAAUUGGAAUGUUUUACAUUAUAAGCAAUUGACAGUAAUGCUACUAUUUUUCAUGUUUAUGUACAUGCACGUACAUCAUUUUUAUUUGAACUAAUUCUACACAAUCUUCAAGUUCAUUCAUUAAAACUCGAGAUAUUUAUAUAUAAGGUGUAUCGUUUAAGAUUAAACAUAAUUCAUUAGGCAUUUCGAAUAACCUGACAAAGAAAUGUUUCGAAUAAAAGCUAUGCUAGUGUACAUUACAAAAUGUUUCUGAUAUAUUUCAAAUGAUUUCAAAAUUCUACUAAGAUAAACAAUGGACAUGACAGUAAAGGAUAUAAGUGGAGGAACCAGAUGGGUCUGUCCAAACGAUAGACAUUUGUCAUUGAGAGCAAAGUUGCAAACAGGUUGGUCUGUAAAGACUGGCUCUCUAGAUUCAAAAUGGGGUACUUACUCUAAUUCUUACUCAAGUGGCACUAAUCGAUGUGCACAAUCAUUUGUACUUACUGAGGAGGAACAACAGACAAUUAUACAGGUCAUUCAGAGAGCAGAAGCUUUAAAUUUAUCAGAACAGGAAAGAAUUGGUAGAUUAGUAGAAAGAUUGGAGAAUAUGAAACGCAAUGUCUGUAUAGUCACUACAACAAGAUUAAACGAAAGGAGAAGAUGUAGUAGCAGAUGCUUGAACAGUGCACACUGUGUGUGUUCUUGCGCACUUUGUGGUGAAAAAUUUGGUGCAGUAUUAGGUGCAUCAGCAAAUCUCUGUAAAGAUUGUCGAAAAUACAUAUGUCAGAAAUGUGGUAUUGAGACUAAUGAAUUAAAUUCAAUACUUACGAAUGUCUCCACAACAAGAGAAAGAACACAAGAAAGAACAGCUAUGCAACGAAUUGUUAGUAGAUCUAGUGGUCAGAGGCAAUUUCUUUGUCGAAUCUGCGCUGAGAGUAGAGAAAUGUGGAAGAAAAGUGGCGCUUGGUUUCUCAAAGGAAUGCCAAAAUAUAUUUUACCCGAGAAAAAGGAACGUGGAUGGUCAAGAUCUAUUCACAAGACAUCCACUUGGACAAUUGGAGGUAAUAAAUCCCUUGAAUCUGCAGAGCCUCAAGAUUCUUCUUCUGAUGAAGAAGUAACACGACGCCUAGCUUUAGCUCGAGGGCAGUCUGAUUCACUGUCGAGCUUACAAAGAAAUCAAGAUAGUAUUACUACCAAAACUUAUUCAUCAUCAUCAAAUUCUGCUCAACCAACUAGUAGUACAUCUAAAUCGCGAGGGCAACGCCUCUCACCAUUAAAUAGCCGUGAGGAAUGUUUAGAUCAGUUAGACAGAUCUACCCUUUCUAUUACUUCUCAAUGUAGUCGUCUUUCACCAUCUCCUACAAGCCCUCGUUCACGAAUAUCUCUAAAAGCUAACAGCAAUGAUUCUCAAACCGAACAGCAUGUUUCGUUUGAAGAUGAAAUUAUCGAUGACAAGAACAAAAAGCUCGAGGAUAUUAAUGAACCUACUUGUAAAUUAGAGAUCAAUUUAUGUAAUCAACCAAAAAGCUCUCAGAUACUAUCUUUCAGAUCGAAUUUUACAACAGUUCCAAUGAUACCAACAACGACAAUGACAAUUGUGUCAAUGGAACAAGUUCCAGAACAGUCUCAGGUCUAUGAGAAAUGUAUAGAUCAGGAAAGAAACCAAUCUUCCUCAGAACAAGGGAAUCUUCAUAGCAACAAUCAAAUUGAUUUAGUACGACAACAAACACCAGAAUAUGAAACGAGACAAAAUUAUGGAACUCUAGAAGUCGCUUUGCGAUACGACCCAACAACUCAAUGUCUCCAGUGCAAAGUGGAACGAGCACGAGGUCUGCAACCAAUGGAUAUUCAUGGCCUUGCCGAUCCGUUCUGCAAACUCAACAUAUUACCAAUUGACAUAGUUGCGACCACGAAGCGACUUCGAACAAAAACGGUCCACAAAACACGGGAUCCGGAAUUCAAUGAGACUCUAAAUUUCUAUGGAACAACGGAAACCGAUAUAUGGAAUGGCAAGGCACUACACAUCUUAAUACUUCAGGAUGAUCCAGCAGGUCAAGAUUUCCUGGGAGAAGCAAAAUUUCCUCUGCAUGAAUUACAACCGCAUCAAACAAAACAUUACAAUGUUCCAUUACAAGAUCACUAUGCAGUGGACAACGAAGAAGCAGCUUGGGGCGUGAUUUCCAGUGGACGAGGACAGAUUCAAGUGAGUCUAAGUUACUGUACAAGACGGCGAGCAUUGACGGUCACAAUUCAUCGAGCUACAAAUCUUCUUCCUAUGGACAGUAACGGAUUUUCUGAUCCAUUCGUCAAGCUGUGCCUUAUAGAGAACGUGACAAACAAUCAUCGACAACGUGUCUUCGACUAUUCAAUCGCACGUAUUACUGCUAAAAAGCUAGUAUCAAAGAAAACCACAAAUCGCAAUGCGCAAAGUACAACAAUCAAAUGGAAAACUUUAAAUCCAGAGUGGAACGAAGAAUUUACUUUUGCUACUCGAUUAACAGAUCUUAUGAAAUUCACAUUAUAUCUCACAGUAUGGGAUAAGGAUUUUGGCAAAAGUAAUGACUACCUUGGUGGACUUGAACUAAGUUGUAAUAGCAAAGGAGCACGAUUACGACAUUGGAUAGACGUAAUCAAAUUUCCAGACCACCGUCAUCGAGCUUGGCAUAACUUAAUUGAUACUAUUUUGCCUAUAGAAUGAUAAUUUAUAUUUUUACUCUUGUUAUUGUGUUAUUCAACAUGUUUUAAUAAGAUCUAUAUAUUCGGUAUGCAUAAUAAUCUACAAAAUAUAAUUUAUUUACAUGCGAUUCAUACAAUUGCUCAAAAUGUACUAUUCUACAAAAAAAAUGACAGAAAAAUAAAGACAUUAUAUUACAUAUAGGAAA
Messenger RNA from Bombus huntii, 3582 nucleotides. RefSeq names its product rabphilin-1-like. The transcript is spliced from 10 exons. Bases 1014 to 3398 code for a protein of 794 amino acids. Gene Ontology annotation, molecular function: small GTPase binding. The record is from RefSeq and is a predicted model, not a curated record. Gene Ontology annotation, biological process: intracellular protein transport. NCBI's taxonomy places the organism in Eukaryota, Metazoa, Arthropoda, Insecta, Hymenoptera, Apidae.